This is a messenger RNA of Trachymyrmex septentrionalis, 1942 nucleotides long. RefSeq lists its product as uncharacterized. The transcript is spliced from 3 exons. The record is from RefSeq and is a predicted model, not a curated record. Bases 916 to 1317 code for a protein of 133 amino acids. Lineage: Eukaryota; Metazoa; Arthropoda; Insecta; Hymenoptera; Formicidae.
ACGUCAGUGAACCAAAAGUAGUGGAUCGAAUUUUGAGAUUGGAGCAUAAUCUUUUUUCACGUCAUAUUCGCUGUUAUAAAACAGCCUCGUAAAUCAGCUGCGAGGAUGGACAGGAUUCUGGCAGCGUCCCGACGCAGAUCUCCGCGGGCGUCGCGACGUUCGGCAAAGUUAUUUCAAAGAUAGUGGGGCAUCGCUCUAUUUCGGUCGUGUUAGCCAGGGCCGUUCAGUCUGCGGCCCAGCUUCCUUACUGGGAGGCUGCGAAUUCGUAAUUUACACUUUGAUUUGCCCCUUUUCGUGCCCGGAAAUCGUCGAGAAACAGCCGAAAAAUAAGCGGACGGGUUUUACGCUCGAAUACAAACACACGCUCGUGCAGUUUCAAAGACAUUUCCGGUCGAGAAAGAGGCAAAGAAAAAGAAAACUCGGUGUGAACGGAAGCGCCAGUUGGCUCGAUUAUUGCUUCCGGGAGGAUCUUUCGAAUUUAACGUGAAUUCGAAAAAAAAAAAAAAAAAAAAAAAAACCAGUGUUCGCUUCAUUUCAUAACGACGUAACGUAAAAGUGACAAUCUAAUGAAAAUUAUUUAACGAUUAACUGUAAGCUCUUUAAUCACGAUAUAUAACACGGACCUGGCAAAUAAUUUGUCCUUGCAAAUAAUCAUUGCUUGUCAAUCAUAUCAAAAGUCCGAUAAUUGAAGAAAACUGUACAGCAUAUCAACGUCAAGAGUUGUAAGUCCGUUAGAAAUUUUAAAGAGAAAUUUAUAAAAUCAACAAGUACGAAACAAAAGUGCAAUUUAAAAAAAAAAAAAAAGGAAAAAUUGAGCCAAGCAAACGGGAAUGAUUUUCUUCUUCGUGGGUGGUUAAAAACUCGAAAGAUUUUGAUGUACUCCGAGGGUGCCUACGAAUCAUCGUGAGAAUAGAGAUGUUUUGGAUCGAGGCGGACGAGGAGGAGGAGGCGUUGCUAUGCAGCCCCGCUCUGAUGGCCAGGCGAGCCUCGGAGUCCUGGAUCGUAGCACCUCCUGUGGAGGCGAUGCCGGUAGCGGCAAUGCCCUUCCAACGAAAGAAGUCACUGCCGGACGUAGCGCAGCCGAUCCAGCUCACGGCCACCUCACCAUUGUCGAGGGAAGAAGUCAGUUUUCUGAGCAGCAUGAGGAGAGAGGAGAUCCGCAGGCAAGUCGACGAGAGCGAGAGGCUUAGAGCGAACCCGCUUUUGUACCUGGUCAGUCCGCAGGUUAAGGACUGGUUCUCCCGCCAGCAGCUCGUGAUGCUGGUGCUCUUCAUCAACAUAUCUCUAGCUUUGAUGUUCUUCAAACUGCUGACGUAGCAGCCAGCCGACGAUCGGGUUCACGGACUCGUGAACGUGGACGUGACCUGAGACCCGGUGGCGCUGCGACACUUUCGGUCGUCACCGAGCCAGAAUUUCGAAGGGAAACGGCAAUGUGGCCGCACCAAGAAUCGCCGGGAAUGGCUUUCAGCGGUUCAUUCGGCUCUUACGCGCCGCGGGCGCUACGUUGAGAGAGGAAAUCUUUGAAAUCGGGACCGACUCGGAAAGGAGGACCUCGAAGAGGAUCAAUCUCGGCGGAGAUUUUGUCGCGCGAAGGCGGCCGUAGUCGAAUUUCGAGCGAUCGCGAAAGUCUAAGUAGACGAGUCUAACUAGAGGGAGCAGCGUUGAGACGAGAGAGUAUCUCUCGAGGUAUUUUCGAAGGGAUUUAAAAUGGAUUUACCUUUGAAUAUUGUAAAUUAAAAAGGACUUAAGCUCCAAAAGGAGGAGAGAAGGAAUAGGCUUAACAGGGAUUUGAACGGAAUUCGAAUGGAAUUCUCGUGGAUCUUUUGUAAAAUAAGUAAUAGCAGAUCUACCCAAAGUUUUCUGACGAAGCGUUUUAGACAUUCGCCGCUUAGAUCCUUUUUAAUCGACAGGCUAAUAUUUAUUGGACACAAAUUUUUGAGAA